Messenger RNA from Aureobasidium pullulans EXF-150, 1404 nucleotides. RefSeq names its product cdc12 like protein. The transcript is spliced from 6 exons. Gene Ontology annotation, biological process: cytoskeleton-dependent cytokinesis. Gene Ontology annotation, cellular component: cell division site; microtubule cytoskeleton; septin ring. The coding region runs from base 102 to 1244 and encodes 380 amino acids. Gene Ontology annotation, molecular function: molecular adaptor activity; GTP binding; GTPase activity. The record is from RefSeq and is a predicted model, not a curated record. Lineage: Eukaryota; Fungi; Ascomycota; Dothideomycetes; Dothideales; Saccotheciaceae.
CCGUCGUUUCCUCAAGCCGCGCUUCUAUAUUGCGCCGCUUUUCCAUCGACAUCCACUCGUUUCGCCUAAUCUAACUCAUCCCACACACAAUACCGCCCACCAUGGCCGACUCUGCAUCGCCCAUUGGCAUUGCCAACCUCCCCAACCAACGCCACAAGAUUGUCGCCAAGCGCGGCGCCGCCUUCACAAUCAUGGUUGCUGGCGAGUCGGGUCUCGGCAAGACCACCUUCAUCAACACUCUCUUCUCCACCACCAUCAAGAACUACGCAGAUCACCGCCGUCGUCACCAGAAGCAGAUUGACAAGACUGUCGAGAUUGAAAUCACAAAGGCCGAGCUCGAGGAGAAGUUCUUCAAGGUUCGCCUCACCGUCAUUGACACUCCCGGCUUUGGCGACUAUGUCAACAACAGAGACUCAUGGCAACCCAUCAUCGAGUUCCUUGACGACCAGCACGAGUCAUACAUGCUUCAGGAGCAACAGCCCCGUCGUGGUGAGCGCAUCGACCUGCGUGUUCACGCCUGCCUCUACUUCAUCCGUCCUACUGGUCACGGCUUGAAGCCCCUCGACAUAGAAGUCAUGAAGCGCCUGUCCAGCCGCGUUAACCUCAUCCCCGUUAUCGCAAAGGCCGACACUCUCAGCCCUAACGACUUGUUGAAGUUCAAAUCAAGAAUCCGCAACAUCAUUCAAGCCCAGGGCAUCAAGAUCUACUCUCCUCCUCUCGAAGAAGACGACGAAUCCGCCCUCAGACACGCUCAAUCCCUCAUCACUUCCAUGCCUUUUGCCGUUAUUGGUUCCGAGAAGGAUGUCACCACUCCCGACGGUCGCAGUGUCAAGGGUAGACAAUACGCCUGGGGUGUUGCCGAGGUUGAGAACGAGGAGCACUGCGACUUUAAGAAGCUGCGCGCCGUUUUGAUCCGUGCCCACAUGCUCGACUUGAUUCACACCACAGAGGAGAACCACUACGAGGCCUACCGCGCACAGCAAAUGGAGACUCGCAAGUUCGGAGAAGCCAGGCCACGCAAGCUUGAUAACCCCAAGUUCAAGGAGGAGGAAGAGGCUCUGCGCAAGCGUUUCACCGAGCAAGUCAAGGUUGAGGAGCAGCGCUUCCGCGCCUGGGAGCAGAAGCUCAUCGCUGAGCGUGACCGUCUCAACAAGGACCUCGAAACCAGCCACGCGCUUAUCAAGCAACUGGAGACUGAGAUCGAAGGCAUGCAAGGCAGCGUCAGAGGCACUGGACGUCGCUAAGCUUUGCUGCCUCUUGGAAAAAGUCCAACAACUAUUCGGUGCGCGAGUUCUCCAAAGAUACCUUUUGUCUUUUAUUUAGUUUUGUUUAACCUCAAGCCGGGCAUGUACUUCUACAGGGUUGUAAGGACGGGUUUCAUAGUGUGACCUCUGACUGGUAGUA